Uloborus diversus is the source of this 1884-nucleotide messenger RNA. RefSeq names its product sodium/potassium/calcium exchanger 4-like. The record is from RefSeq and is a predicted model, not a curated record. Gene Ontology annotation, molecular function: calcium channel activity; calcium, potassium:sodium antiporter activity. NCBI's taxonomy places the organism in Eukaryota, Metazoa, Arthropoda, Arachnida, Araneae, Uloboridae. The transcript is spliced from 10 exons. Gene Ontology annotation, cellular component: membrane. Gene Ontology annotation, biological process: intracellular calcium ion homeostasis; calcium ion transmembrane transport. The coding region runs from base 129 to 1745 and encodes 538 amino acids.
CUUCAAAGAGGAGCAAUAAAAUUUAUUAGUCCAUAACAAGAUUUUACCCUUUGACUGGAAAUGGAAUACAUUUUCGAUGAUAAAUAAAAAGGAAAAUAAUAGUUUCGGUGCUUCUUCCCUUUAAAAAAAUGUGCCCCAAACCAAAAACGGAAGUCAGUUAUCAUGACAAACCUACAGGAGGGAAAAAGAAGAUAUUGUUCUUAGUAGUGCCACUUAUAGCGCUAGGGAUUGGCAUUUAUCGCCAACAAAGAGUUGACUUGAAGGAAAAAUCAGGUAGCAUUUUACCCACACCUGUGCCAAAGCAUUCUGGCGUUCCUGACUGCAUCCCUCCAGCCAUCAAUGAAUUUCCAGACGACAUUUUCACCCAGGAGCAGCGACAAAGCGGUUUCGUUAUCAUCCAUAUAGUGGCAACAGCUUAUCUUUGUCUUGUCUUAGCUAUCAUUUGUGAUCAGUUCUUCGUGCCUACGCUUGAAAUAAUUGCAGAAGCUCUAAACGUGCCUGUUGAUGUAGCUGGGGCAACUUUUAUGGCGAUAGGCACGUCCUCUCCAGAACUAUAUUCAGCCGUAAUUGGUUCUUUCGUAACGAAAGGUGAUAUUGGAAUUGGCACCAUUGUUGGGUCAGCCGUCUUCAACAUUUUGGGAGUGACAAGUGUCACUGGAUUGCUGCUAUGGAAACAAGAAUCACCCGUCGAUUGGUUUCCAAUUUCAAGGGAUUGUCUAGUGUAUAUUUUUUCAGUAACUACUCUAAUUUGCAUUAUACAAGACAACGUGGUUACUGGCCUUGAAUCUGUCUUGUUACUGGUGAUGUUUGCUGUAUACAUUGCUGUAAUGUAUUUCAACUCUAGCAUUAGAGAAUGGGGUGAAGGAACUAUGGACGAUCUUCACAGGUGGUGGAAGAAGAGUCGUCGCGCAAGAGCAACUUCUUUCAGACAUCGUAGGCCAUCGUUGUCACUCAAAGCCAGCAGAAUUGGUGAUCCUCGUCUGUUUUUGACUUCACCCCUGGCUAUGCAAGAUACCUCUGUAGAUGAUGAUGAUUCAGAUUUAAAAGAUACUGCAGGUGACGAUAAUCAAAGUGAUAUUACGACAUCAUCGGAAGAAUCAGAUUUGGACGAUGAUUUGUCUCCUUGGACAAUUCCGCAGGACAGUGGCUUCCAGUUCACACUCUGGGUGAUAACAUGGCCUGCCUUAGUUAUCAUUACUUCCACAAUUCCAUCUUGCAGGAAACCAAACCAGGGAAAUUUCGUCAUCACAUUUAUAUGUUCUGUCAUUUGGAUCGGAGUCAUAUCGUAUCUGUGUUCGUGGAUGGUUACGAUUAUUAGUCAUACCUUUGGGCUACCAGAUUCUGUGGCUGGAAUCACUAUUUUGGCAGCUGGUAUCAGCGUUCCGGAAAUUAUUGCCAGUGUCAUUGUUGUGAAAAAUGGUAUGGCGAAUAUGGCGAUUUGUAAUCUAAUAGGAAGCAAUAUUUUCGACAUUUUGUUCUGCUUAGGCGUACCAUGGUUCAUUAAGACUUUCUUUUUCUCGCCUACAUCAACUGUGAUAAUCAAUAGUUCUGCAUUAACAUACACAACUGCAACAUUACUAUCUACUGUGAUUCUAUUGUUCGUUACGUUUAGUGUCGCCGGAUGGAAGUUAAAUUGGAAAGUCGGCCUCAUGUGUUUGGUGCUGUACUUAGGAUUCCUAAUCAUAGCAUGUAUGUUUGAACUUAAUAUGUUUGGUGAUAUGAAUCCAGCUGCUUGUCAAGUCUGAAGUCACAAAAGCAUGUCACCCCAGCUUUGAACUCUUGCUGUAGCACCCCAGAAAUUGCGAGAAAUCAAAUAUCAGCUCGCCGUACUGCCGUAAAUUUUCCUUUAAACUGUCUGUCAAAUAAAAUAUAUUAUUUUUAUAA